Messenger RNA from Leptopilina heterotoma, 2259 nucleotides. RefSeq names its product nucleolar complex protein 2 homolog (gene Noc2). The coding region runs from base 180 to 2198 and encodes 672 amino acids. The record is from RefSeq and is a predicted model, not a curated record. Gene Ontology annotation, molecular function: histone binding; transcription corepressor activity. Lineage: Eukaryota; Metazoa; Arthropoda; Insecta; Hymenoptera; Figitidae. The transcript is spliced from 11 exons. Gene Ontology annotation, cellular component: Noc2p-Noc3p complex; nucleoplasm; Noc1p-Noc2p complex. Gene Ontology annotation, biological process: negative regulation of transcription by RNA polymerase II; ribosomal large subunit biogenesis.
AUUUUGAGGUUAAAUUGUGAAUUUCAACAACAAUAACGUGAAACACGUGGGUGAUAAAUAAAAAUAUAUUAUUAGGAGUUUAAUAAACUAAACUCGUUUUCAAUUAGACUAUAAAUUUCCAAGAAUUUGGAAGCUGUACAUUAAAGGAUCAUUGUUGAAAAGAUCAAUUAAAGUUCACAAUGAAGUCAAAUUCACGAAAACACAAAGAUGAAUCAAGUAAUGAUUCAAGUGGAGAAAGUGAUUUGGAUGCUGAAGAGCAUAUGAAAUCAUUGCAAAAAUUAAAAGACACUGAUCCUGAAUUUUAUACAUUUUUGAAACAAAAUGAUACGAAACUUCUUGAUUUUAAUGUAUCGGAUGAUGAUGGUGAUAAUGAGAAAUGUUCUGAUGAUGAAGAUGAUUCAAGACACGUUCCACAGUCAAACUUGGAAAUUGCCAGUGAUGAAAGUGAUUAUGAACAUGAAGAAGAUGAAAAUACUUCUGGUGGUCGAAUUAAAGUUACAUUGAAGAUGAUAGCAGCCUGGCAGGAAGCACUACAAAGUGACAAGUCGGCGAAAACAAUAAAAGUAGUAGUUGAAGUCUUUCACGCAGCCACAGAAACACUAGCCGGGAAAGAGGAAGGUGAAAAUAAUGAGGAACCCUCGAGAUACAAAGUUGAUGGGAGUGCAGUAUUCAAUGCAGUGGUGCAAAUGUGUAUAAUGCACUUGCCUGAAAGUUUGAAAUCGUUUUUGGGCCUUGGAACACAAACGCGCUUUGACGCCCAUAAAGCGAAAAAAUUUGUCAAAGUUAAAGGAACAGUCAAAUCUUAUCUUACAGACUUGUUAAAGCUUUUACGAUGUGUAUCGUCAUCAAAUAUAAUCACAGUGCUUUUAAAACAUCUUCAUCAAAUGUUACCUUACACACACUGUUACUCAUCUCUUCGCAAGCCUCUUUUAAAAAUUCUGCUAAAAUUCUGGUCAUCCGGAGAAGAAACUGUUCGAGUUGUUGCUUUUCUCUGCAUUAUACAAAUGGCAACUAGUCAAAAGGAAUCGAUUCUCGAAAUUCUCGUUAAGACAAUGUACAUUAAAUAUGUUCAAAAUUCGAAUUUCGUUUCUCCGUCACUUUUACCUGGUAUUAAUUUCAUGAGACAUUCUUUGGCGGAAAUUUAUCUUCUUGAUUGUAAUUUCGCUUACAAUCACGCUUUUUUGUUUGUUCGUCAAUUGGCCAUUAACUUGCGAAAUGCUGUAACUUUAAAGAAAAAGGAAAACUUUCAAGCUGUUUAUAAUUGGCAAUUUAUUAAUUCUUUGAAAUUCUGGGCAGAACUUAUCCCUCUUUCGAAACCUCAAUCUAUGAUGAGACAACUUCUCUAUCCUCUUGUACAAAUUAUUAUUGGUACAAUAAAAAUGAUUCCGACUUCUCAAUAUUAUCCUCUGCGGUUUCAUUGUUUAAGAAUGCUUAUAAGUAUUGCCAAAGAAUCCGGAACUUUUAUACCUGUUUUGCCAUUUUUGACCGAGAUAUUGAAUAAUUAUACUUUCAAUAAAAAACACAAAGUCGCUGCAAUGAAGCCAAUGUCUUUAAUUUGUUUGCUGAGAGUUUCAAAAAGUCAACAGCAGGAAAAUACAUUCAAAGACAGUAUUUUGGAAACUAUCUACGAACUAAUUUUAGAAAAUGCCGCCAAUGAGAGUCAUAAAGUUUAUUUUCCCGAUUCUUACAUUCCCUGCGUUAUCGAGCUAAAAGCUUUUCUAAAGAAAAGCAAUGUCGCGAAUUAUUCGAGAAAAAUAAAGCAGUUACUGGAUAAAGUUGAAGAGAAUCGAAAAUUCAUUGAGAAGGAACGUGCUAAAUUGACAUUUGACUUGAAGAAUAUCAAAGAAAUUCAAAAUUGGGAGACGAGAUUAAAGAAUGAAGGCACGCCAUUGGCUAAAUUCUACACCUCGUGGUUUAAGAUUUACGAAACACAAAAAUUGAAACUCCUUACGCAGAAUGACGAAAUUGCUGACAAUAAAUUGCCGAGUAUCAGGAAAGGUAAAGGCAACAAGAGACAUGCAGAUAGCGAUGAGAAUAGCGAUCUUGAUAUGCCUGUUGAGGAAUUUGAAAGGAGGGAACAAAAGAAGAAGCAAAAGAAGAAAGCAAUGAAAACGAAGAAGACUAAAUACGUGGACGAAGAGCUUCCAAAGGAUAAUACGGAUAUUGUGAGAGAUUUGAAAAUCGACGAUUGGGAUUGAGAAGAAGUAGAUAAUUUUUAAGCAAAGAAAUAAAUAAAAGUCUUUUUGUAAAAAGUUCAAA